Molecule: messenger RNA, 9418 nt
Organism: Lytechinus pictus (painted urchin)
Lineage: Eukaryota; Metazoa; Echinodermata; Echinoidea; Temnopleuroida; Toxopneustidae
Product: nischarin-like
Exons: 13
Coding region: 331-4104 (1257 amino acids)
Cellular component (GO): cytoplasm
Molecular function (GO): phosphatidylinositol binding; protein binding
Source: RefSeq, a predicted model, not a curated record
GGGGGGUAAUACCGUAAUAAUACUAGUAGCGCUUAGCGCCAUCUUGUGACGAAGGUUAAUUUGGCCAGAUCUCAAGUUUUGUGUAUUUGUAAUAAUACAACCAUAAGUAUAAUCUUCGAGUAUUGUAUUUAUCAGUUAAUCAUUAAUAAGUUUGAGGAAGGUAUCGGUGUGAGAAUAAGAUUUCAUUCGCAACUUGCUCAAGUGUAUAGCUAGCCAAAGCAGACGGGGUUAUGACUUAUGAGCUGGGAUAUCUGACGACUGCAAAUUUUCCCUUCCCUACACUGCUACAGAACUUGAUUGAGAAUCAGCCGGUAGUCGGCCGUGAUCAACAUGACAACUCCCGCUGGCGCCGCUGUGCAAGAUGAUUCCAGUGUCAGUUUCACAAGAGAUGUCCGCAUUAUUUCAACAGCAGAAGUUGAGAAGCAUACGGUAUAUACCAUUCAGGUCAGUGUCGAUGACUGCCAGUGGACAGUUCAGCACCGAUACAGUGAGUUCCACGACUUACAUGAGAAACUAGUCGCUCUUGGCAGGGUGGAAAGAUCCCUGCUGCCUCCCAAGCGUAUCCUUGGCAACAUGUCAAAAAGCUUCAUUGAGAAGCGACAGCGUGACCUAGAAGCAUACCUGCAGGAGGUCAGUAGCAGUCGGAUACUGCCAAGGCCAUUGCUUCUUUUCCUGGAGUUUGAUAUAUAUGAUAUUAAUGGUGUUUCACAAGCUUUAGCUGCAGAGUUAUUUGAUAAGGGAGAUCUUAUUCUGGCUAGCCAGGAUGUGUGUGAAAUGACACCGAUGCAACUCUUUGCCAUCACAGAAAGGCUGAAGUUACCCCUACCUACAUGUGAUUCUGAUGAUGCUCACAGUGACAUUGGUCAUAUCAUGGACUUCAUGUCCAGACUGAAAUUCCUCAGAAUCGUUGGCUCCACAUCCAGACUUGGGUCUAGCACUCGUAAAGUUGAUGACUUGCCCUUUGACCUCUCAUACUUCAAGUCAAUUAGACAUCUUCAGAUUGAGGUUUGCAAUGCGAGAUGUAUAUCAGGAAUUGAAGAAGCAAAGACCCAUGUCAGUUUCCUGGCUGUGCACAAAUCUUUCAAUUCAAUACAGGAUAUGUUACUACCAAAUCUUACUCAGUGGGAAUCUCUUGCCAGCUCUAGUGGUCAGGAUGUAAUGGAGAUUGUCCCACCAUGGGGAAGGGUCAAGCUAGUAGAUUUCAGCUACAAUGAUCUCAAUGAUAUUGACAGGUCAAUUUGCCUCUUACCCAACGUGGAGCAGCUUGACCUGAGUCGCAAUCAGUUACGAUCCGUCAACCACCUUCACCAUCUCUCUGCCAUGACCCAUCUCAAUCUAUCCUACAACCAACUCCACUCCCUGGAUGACAUGAAAACCAGACUAGGCAAUGUCCAUACCCUCCUACUCACCAACAAUGAUCUCUCCAGUCUCUAUGGCUUGGCCAAGCUAUACUCACUGGUCAAGCUGGACGUCAGGUCAAAUAUUAUUGAACAUGUACUAGAGGUACAACAUGUGUGCAAUCUACCAUGUUUAGAGCAUUUACUACUGAGUGAAAACCCUGUUACCAAUGUGGUAGACUACAGAACAAAGGUCCUGGAGCUCUUUGAAGACCGAUUUACAGAACUUAGUCUAGAUGGACAUAAGGCCACUGAGAAGGAGAAGGAUACAGUCAACAUUCUAAAAGCUAUCAAGAAAUCCAAAGAUUACAGGCCUUUUGUUGGAUCAAAACACAACUCACCAAAGAGAGUAGUUCAUGAGGCAGCUAUAGCUGACCCCAGUGCAUCAAAACAAGCAUCACCAAUGGGUCCUAGUUUAACAGGAGAAAGUGCUGAAUUCAAAGCUAAAGUAGAAUCACUACGCAGACAAGGUGGCAAGGCAUGGCUUAAUAUAUUCAAUGAGAUGUCUGAUCCUGCAGAAGAAGAAGCCUCAGCUGUUGUGGUAAAACAACAAGAUGGGCAGAAGAAUACAGAUAAAGGAGCUAAGAAAGAUAAAACAAAAAGGGCAAGAUCAAGAUCCCGCUCUCCACGUCCCAAGCCCAAUUCAGCAACAGAAAAAACCCUCCCUGUGCAGGAAAUAAAGUUAAGUCCUAAAGGAUUUGCAUAUCAUAUCUUUGAUGAAAUUAGUCGGCACAACCAGGCAGGUAUUGCAGAUGUAUCCACCAUCUUCUUGCAGCUCACCAUGUACUUCCAGGGACCUAAGCUGUUCACGUAUGGUCCUCGGCAUAAGGCGGCUGGAAUGCCCCCUCCAGAUGUCAAUGGACCUACCCUAAAGGGCUACCUGGGUCAAAUGAGCCCAGACGAGCAGGAGGAGUUGAUAGAAGUAUUAAGAAGUGUACUCAGUGGGACCCUGCAGUUGUCCAACAAGUUCCCUACUGAGGCAGAAGCAGAGGAGGUCUGGAAGCAUGUCCAGACAUUGUUAGGUAGAAAUGAUGUCAUGGAGAAGGAAAAGGAGGCAGAGAAUAUUUUACUUGUUCCUGAUAAGGAAUCCGUAAGACCUGAAAUUGUUGCUGAAAUUGAUGGAAGCAGAGAGGAAGAAUCAAGGACAGGGAAUGGGGAUGAUAGUAAAGACCAAUCAGUAAAUGAUGUAUCUUCAAAAGUCAAAGAAGUGAGCAUCAUUUCUGAAGCAGAUGAAGAGAAGGAUGAAAGGAUGACAGAAUCGUCUCUGCUGUGCAGUAAACCUGAUGAAUCCUCUCAAGCACCAAUACCUCCGGAACAGCCAGUGUCCUUGAAUAAAAAAGAUUUUGGAUUCAAAGGUAUGGUAUCAUUACCUACCACUGCCCCAGAGGUUCCUACAUUUGCGGUUGUCCCAGACUAUGACCAAACAGUUAUUGAUCAUUUAUCAUCCUGUGGGCUAAGAAAAGGUCUCAAGCUCUCUCCAUCAAUGCAAUGUCUUGCCACCAUGUCUACCAGUGAAAUAAUUAAAUACUUUCAUGAGAACGUAGCCCACAAAAAUAGUGGUGAGAGGGAAAAUCUUACCCAUGUUGUGUGGACAAAGGUGAUUACCUAUGCUGUUCCUAAAGAGGAGGUGAUGUCCUGUGUAAUGCUUAGCUCUCUCGCACUGUAUGUAUUAUCAGAUCAGACAUUGAUGUGUCAUCGGGAAUCCUGGAAGACUCAUCGUCGUAUAUCCAGUGACUCUGCGGUGCGCAAAUCCAAACUCAGAUCAGGAAGGCCUGAUAGGCAAUCUCAUGCCAGUGGUGUGAUCCACAGUUCUUCAGAGUUAGAGGCAAACAGAGUGUGCUGCCAGCAUGUCAUUUCUCUUGGCGACAUAGAUGAAGUGGUGGUCGGGCUCUUUGACCAAAAGAUUCGUCUGACUGGACACACACCAGAUGACACUUUGACCCUGAUAACAAGAAAUUUUAAGGAAACCCACAAGUUCCAGCAGCAGCUGAUGCUGGCUCUGCCGCAUCCAGAAAGUCCUUGUAAAUCUGAUCAGAGACCAGGGUCACCAAUUGACCUCUAUCAGGAAGCGAUGAAAGCCAGACAAGAAGCAGUCAUCACAGAAUACAAGCAUCCUGCAGGAGUCAAGUUUGUCUAUGCUAAUGAAGAAACGAUCAGUGACUUAACAUACCUUGUUGUAGAGAAGGUAAAGAGUCCGUCUUUUGGGAUCCUUGAUGUCCAUCUUCUGAUGUACAUGCUUCUCCAUCAGGUUGGUGAUGUCAUCAGCAACAAUGAGUACGUUCCACCGUCCAUCGAAACAGCAUCACUUCAUCCUCGAUCCCUCAUCAUCACUAACACUCACGUGGCACUUUGCCAUGAAGAUCACGUGUGCUACCCGAUCCCAAACUUCUCAAAGUUACUGCCAGAGAGUCCUCAAUACUCAGUCAGUGAUGUCCAACCUAUCUUCAACCUGAAGCGACUGGUGGUCAGUGACUUCUCUUCUUGCGAUAUCACCCUUAUAUUUGAAGUCAUCACUGUGGAGGUAGAUAUAAGCAGAGAGUACUUUACAUCAGAUGAUCUCCAGGAAGGUGAGAAGCAUCACACUCCAGACAUAGUCUGGACCUUAUUACUUCCUUCUCUUGAAGACAGGGAGAGGUUGAUGAAAAUGAUUUGUGGACAAUGGAGGGAUAAGCAUAAUAAGGAACUAUCUAUUCAGGUUAGUGCAUAAACUUAAGGAGAUAUGCCAAGAAACACCCGUUAUUUCAGUUUCAUAGUAUAUAUAUGAUGAAUAUGUACAAUAUCUUCGAUAUUCUUAUUCUGAUAAAUUUCAGAGAUAUUUAUAUAAUCCAGAAAUUUAUGAAUUAUUUUGAAAGGAGGCCUUGUCAUAAUAUGAUUAGGUUUAUGUAUGUUUUCUGCAAACCAGCUGUUGUGUUGUAAUGCCAAACAUAGUAUCUCUCAGAUUUUUAUCUGUUGUCAUUUGUACUUUUUUUAAACAAAUCUUUAUAAAAAUUCCAACCAAAUGUAUCCAUAUUGUAUGCUAGUAAUAGUUCUAGAUUGCCUCUUUUGUAAUUCAUUUGUAAUGAAAAUGAAAUGUAAAAUGUAUGCACAUGUAGUGAGGUAGUUUCAUCUAACAUGUGUGAAUAAACUUUUGUUUCUUAGACAAUUCAUUACUGUUUCAAAGAUUUAUUUAAAAAAGAAAAUGGAUUUUCCCUUGUAAGAUAUAACUUUAAAGAUUAGUAAUGAAGCAUGCCUGAUAUAUCACCAUUACAUCAUAUAUAUCAAAAUCUGAGUCUGACUUAAUUUGAAAACCAUAGUGAUUUUUGUUGAUUUUGAUUGGUUUUUUAUUGUUUUGUUUUUUAACAAAAAAGGUUUGUAGACAAUUGUAUACAUGUGGAUACCAAGUAUAUUAAAAUUUAUGUAUUCUAAUUGUUUUGUUUCUUUUAAUCAAUGUGACCUGUAUCUGUACACAUGGGAUGUGUGAUCCCUUUGUCAAGUCUUAAGGUCAAAGUUUAAGUUAAUUUUGAAGGUAUUCAAGAAGGGUCUCAAUUCACCUUCCCCCUCAGUAACGUGGAAUUCACCAUACAAAAAUAAAUUUAGCUGUCAUCUGUAACUUUAUCUGUAAGUUUGUGUGUAUUAUGAAAUAUGGGGGUUUUAAUAUCAAAUUUUGUUCUCGUAUGCAUAAGCAAGACAUAAUUGCUACUUUUCUGACAGCGAUGGGGCAUCAUCAACAUUGAAAUCAUAACCUAGGUUAAGUUUUUGAAAUAUCAUAACUUUGAAAGUACAUGUAUAUCAAUCCAUUUCAUGAAAUUUAGACAUAAGUGUAAUCAGGUAUCACUGAUCGUAUAGCACAAGUUUCAGGUCAAAUGAUCCAGGUCAAAGAACUUUGAUCAUGUUGUGGUAUCAGUAUUAAAAUCUCAACCAAGGUUGUUAUUUUGAAUUUUCAAGAUGACAUUUAAAGUAUAAGAUCAAGUUUCUACUCUUUUGCAUAAUCUCUUGUGCAAUAUCAAUGUCUAAUCACAAACUGCUACUUUCAACUCAUGGUCUAAUUCAGUCAGUCCCUUAGGCGAUGCGAGAGCACUGCGCGAGUGAAAAGACAAUUUGUUCGCAAAUUGAGAAAGAAGGUAAUUUGUCUGUAAAUACUAUAUCAUUUUUUUACAGAACUCAUCAAUUAUAUUAAAAAUGAAUGAAAUAUUGCUCUUAAACACUACCCAGACUGUUACAACUAGAUACUAAUAAGAAAGGCUAUAAAAUAUGUUAAGGUCUUUACUUUGGAUCAACGGAUCUACACUGGUAACCUAUGUAGAAACAAUUUUCAUGAGUGAUGCGCCUGCAAUUUCCUUAUUGAAAGCAACGCACUCACAUUUGAUUGAACGCAAAAAGGCCCCUACUCGAGUCUUAAAAGUCAUUUUUUGCUUGCAGCUUUGAUAGUUGCACUGUUUAUUAAUUUCUUGUCGUACACAUUCAUGACUUAUGACUAGAUCAUAAUUACGUGUUAGGGGGAAAUGGGACAGUGUGUUCCAUUUCUCCCCCUUAGUAACACAGAAAUAAAAGAUAUCUGUGAUAUACUUGAUGUUUUACUCACAAAAAACGAUGAAAAAGUAUCUAAAAAGGGGUAUAAAAAAGAAACUUGCUUAUAACUUACCUGUAGAGCUGUAGAGUAGCUCAUAUAUCUGUUUUGAGCUAUACCUAGGCACACCUUUUUACUGAUGUAACCGGCUUGCUGAUUGGCUAAUUAUUUUUCAAGUUACAAGAGUGUCCCAUUUCUCACCGGUCUCCCCUAUAUUUCUUAAUAAUUUUAUAUUUCAGAAUGUUUCUUUUUUUUAAAUAGCAGAUGACAAAAGAGUGGGUAUGGUACUAAGGGCUUUUCUACACUCACACGGCGAAAUGACGGACAUGGUACAUGUAGGAUCAAAGUACAUAAAUGUGAAGAAUACAUUGACAGUUAAAUGUUAGGGAAUUCACCAUUGACUGUCCAUCUCUCUUAGUAGCUUGUAUUGUAGGUGCCAUCAUCCCACAAAUAAUUAGCAUAAUAUGAUAAGAGUCGAAAAUUCAGCCCCACUAGCAGUACCAAUUUAUGCUGGCGAAAAAGGCUAGCAUACAUUGAUAAGACCAGUAUACAGUGAAAAGUUUAGGGGGAAUUUUGUAGUCUUUGUGUUUUGCAUUGCUGUAUGAUGAUGUCAUGUUUGUUACAUGAUGUGUCAUUGUAUAUUGGCUUUGUUGGCUUGACUGCUCACAACAUAAUAUACUUGUAGGUGAGCCUCCCCAAUAUAUAUUGUCAAGUAUAUAAUAGUAGAUGGUUUUGGUCACAGUUAGUAGUUACAAAGUGAAAAAUAUAUAUUAAUUAUUCAGCUCUUUGUAUCAUGCUAGAUGUUGGAUUUUUCCACACAAGAAUUUAGCAAAUUAUUUGUUCUGCAGAAAUCAUGAUGAAGUCACAUUGUAAUCCAUGGUGAAUUUGUACGAUGUAUGAGUACAUGUUAUUGGCAAAUAGUAACAUAUUAUGCCAAAUGCCAAACAUGAAACUGUGCAAUCUACUGCAUGUUUAUGUUUUUAUCUGUUUAUUUUUACUGUCUGAUUUCAUGAAGUGUUUUCAUUUACUUUAGUUAUCAUCAAGUAACAUCUUGUAAUAUGGAGUGAUUGUUUGCAACUACUAUCUGAAAUUAAACGGGCUUAUCACCUAUAAAUAUAUUCUGAGAUUGGAGGAAAUCCAUUUCUUAGUAUCUCACUUCGAGCAUGUCCAAUAUUUUAAAGACUGUUACGAUUGGAGAUGUCUUAGCGGCAGUUCUCAGAUGUUGCAUCCCAAAGACAUGCCCGCACUUUUCAAGAUUAUUUGACACACACUUUGAGGCGUCUCUGAAUAAUCUGGAAUUUGCUGUGCCUCAUUGAGAGUGCAAACCAUUUUUUUUUAGAUGAUGCGGCUGGGUCUGUGGCGAGAUGUUGCAUCUUGAUACUUCUGUGAAGCAUAAUAUGAAGGUAAAAACAAAUUACAUACAUGAAAUCUGUACCCGGCAUUUUUGUCUCGCCUGCGUAGCGGAGCGAGACAUAGGUAUCACUAUUUCCGGCGUCGUCGUCGUCAACAAUUGUGUUGUACACCCAAUAACUUUCUAUAGCUUCGAGGUGGGAUCACCAAAUUCAUACCAGAGGUCCAUCUCCUGAAGGCACAGGUCAAGUUCGAAUAUGAGUCGAAUUUGAAUAAGGUCAAUGAACUUUCCAUGACUGGCACUGUGCUAUGUUGUACACAUAAUAACUUUCUAUAUCUUCGAGGUGGGAUCACCAAAUUCAUACCAGAGGUCCAUCUCCUGAAGGCACAGGUCAAGUUCGAAUAUGAGUCGAAAUGUGAAUAAGGUCAAAGGUCAAUGAACUUUCCAUGACUGGCACUGUGCUGUGUUGUACACACAAUAACUUUCUAUAGCUUCGAGGUGAGAUCGCCAAAUUCAUAACAGAGGUCCAUCUCUUGAAGGUGCAGGUCAAGUUCAAAUGUGAGCCGAAUUUGAAUAAGGUCAAAGGUCAAUGAACUUUCCAUGACUGGCACUGUGCUGUGCUGUACACACAAUAACUUUUUAUAUCUUGAAGGUAGGAUUGCCAAAUUCAUACAAGAGGUCCAUCUCCUGAAGGCACAGGUCAAGUUCGAAUAUGAGUCGAAUUUGAAUAAGGUCAAAGGUCAAUGAACUUUCCAUGACUGGCACUGUGCUGUGUGGUACACACAAUAACUUUCUAUAGCUUCGAGUUGGGAUCGCCAAAUUCAUACCAGAGGUCCAUCUCCUGAAGGCACAGGUCAAGUUCGAAUAUUAGUCGAAUGUGAAUAAGGUCAAAGGUCAAUGAACUUUCCAUGACUGGCACUGUGCUGUGUUGUACACACAAUAACUCUAUAUCUUGAAGGUAGGAUUGCCAAAUUCAUACAAGAGGUCCAUCUUUUGAAGGUGCAGGUCAAGUUCAAAUGUGAGUUGAAUUUGAUUAAGGUCAAAGGUCAAUGAACUUUCCAUGACUGGCACUGUGCUGUGUUGUACACAUAAUAACUUUUUAUAUCUUCGAGGUAGGAUUGCCAAAUUCAUACAAGAGGUCCAUCUCUUGAAGGUGCAGGUCAAGUUCAAAUGUGAGUUGAAUUUGAUUAAGGUCAAAGGUCAAUGAACUUUCCAUGACUGGCACUGUGCUAUUUUGUACACACAGUACAUUUCUAUAGCUUCGAGGUGGGAUCGCCAAACUCGUAACAGAGGUCCAUCUCUUGAAGGUGCAGGUCAGGUUCGAAUGUGAGUUGAAUUUGAUUAAGGUCAAAGGUCAAUGAACUUUCACACUACUUUGUUCCUCUAGUGACAUGAACUUUAUAAUUUGAUACUUUUUAACACUAACAUUUUACUUCAGAUCUCAGUACUCUCUAUACCUGAACCAGAUUUUGUAUUUUACUUGUUUAUUCUUUAAAAACUGUUGUUAUUUAUUAAAUGAGCUAUAGUUCUUGGCACCAUUUAUAAUAUUCACACACAUUUGCCAAUGGUACAAUAGAAAAGCUGUCAAAGUUUCUUAAAUGUUACCCUUCAGAUUUGACAUGCAGUCUCUUCAUGACUGCAAUAUGCAGGCGAGACAAUGCUUGGCGAAGUUGGCGUUUGCCUUGUUAUUGUUUAUGCAAGUUGAAAUACGAGAUUCAGGAUUUUAUGAAUGCAUGUUUUGUAGUUUUAUACUUAAUUUAUUAUUAUACUCUAAUUUAUUAGCAGAUAUAUCGACAAGGUUAGAGAUUGCUUCUGAUGUUUUUUUUAAAUGAAGAUCAGCUUAUUUAAUAGUUAUUUUAUUUAUUUCAUUGGGAACAAGAUGCAUAUUAUAAUGUGUUUAAUGAUUACCAAGUUUUGUGAAACUGCUUCUGUGAAGAAAAAAAUCUGUUGUGCGCACAAGUGAGUAGCGAUCUAGGCAUACAUAAAAGUAAUGUUGUAUAAACUGUCAUCAAUUUUAAUUUCAUACACAUUUUCUUUAUAAUAUAGAUAUUUUAUGUCGUUCCAAUAGUGACCUGUAUAUACAAAGUUUUAUAUGCAAUGUUAUUAAACUUUAUAUUUACCAGA